AAAUGCAUACAUUUGUCACCUCCUUUUGCAAGUGGAGGAUCUUUUAAAAAAUAAUUCUGGAUAUAUAUAUAAAGUUUAUUGGAUUUGUUUUGUUUUUUUAAUUAAGGAAACCCUUUAAUUUGAUAGGAUAGUAACAAGGGUCCUCCUUCCUACUUAUCAAACAAUGUAUAGUAUAGUGUUCUGAUUUUUGUUAAAUAUGGUUUUCUAUAGUUUGAAUUUUUUUGGAGGGUUAGUUUAGUAAAGAAUGUUAUUAUGGGGUAAAAAGAGAAGUUGAAAGUAGUAGUCUAUUUCAGAUCAGAUCUGUUUCCUACCUAGCUAAUUUGGCGCUAAAACUGGCAGCUGAACAGGUCUCAGUCCCUCCCUCCCAACAUUCUUUGCUUUCUAUUUAUAUAGAUUUGUUUAUUAUAACUUGCCACUGAUUGAUUCAUUUUGUUUCUUCUUCACUCUUGUCUUGGUGGGUGGUCUCCCAUCAAUCACCACCACACAACACAUUGACACCUCAAAGGAUAUGAGAUGGAAGAAAGCAUGGGUUUUGUUGUUGGUUUUUCAGAUUUUCACUAGGGCUCAGGAUGACGGCAAGAUCAGCCUACCCAAGGAGGUGGACACCUGUAACGGCAUCUUCUUAUUAUACACCUUUGAUUCACGACAGAAGGAAUAUCCCCGUCUCAAGAACGCCACCGCACAGUCCUGGGCUUUCAAGUCUCAGUUAAGUGUCGUCAAUGCUGGCACCACCGAGCUUAAAUCAUGGCAGGCCUUCAUCGGUUUCCAACACGACGAGAUAUUGGUCUCCAUCGAUGGUGCAAUGCCUCUCAACGCUCAGGAUUUCCCCAUGAAGGUUGGCAACAACGGAACUCACCUCACCGGAUAUCCACAUGCUGAUUUGAAGACCGCCAUUGAAACCGCCGGAGAUCUCACUCAGAUGUCCGCCAUAGUUAAGAUCAAAGGUACCAUGUUCGGGGUGAGGCUUGGUGGGAAUCUCAUGCCUACAAAAAUCAAGCUUGAAAACCAAGGCUUUAAGUGCCCUGCAGCCAAAACCAAAGGCCAACGAUCCAUGCACGUCUGUUGCACCAAAGAUCCUAAAUACAAGGAGAAGAAGAAGAAGCCACUUAAAUUCUUCCCUCGGCGGAAAGCCGAUCUCUCCUUCACAUACGACAUAACUCAGGCCUACAAGGCCAAUUAUAUGGCUGAGGUCACCAUUGAAAACAACCAUCCCCUCGGCCGCCUCGAUCAUUGGAACUUAAGCUUCGAAUGGAUGCGAAAUGAGUUCAUUUACGACAUGCGUGGUGCUUUCCCCCGCAAGAAAGAUCCCUCUGAAUGCCUCUACAGUGCUGCCGGACAAUACUAUCAAGACAUGGAUUUCUCUAAGGUCAUCAACUGUCAGAAAAGACCCAUCAUUUCCGACUUACCUCCCACCUUGAAAAAUGAUGAAAAGGUUGGCAAGUUGCCAUUUUGUUGCAGGGAUGGAAUUAUUCUACCCAAAAUUAUGAAUGCCACCAAAUCCCGGUCGGUUUUUCAGAUGAAUGUCUUCAAACUCCCUCCUGAUUUGAAUCGGACUACCGUCAAUCCACCCCAAAAUUGGAACAUCACAGGCAUGGUUAACCCACAUUACAGGUGCAGUCAGCCCGUCCGAGUCGACCCAACCGAGACCCCUGACCCGAGUGGGGUCGAAGCCACAAUCUCAGCCAUAGCCAGUUUUCAAGUGACCUGUAAUAUAACCAAACCAAAACCCAAGAUGGCCAGGUGCUGUGUUUCGUUUUCGGCGUAUUAUGCAGAGUCGGUUGUGCCGUGCAACACUUGUGCUUGCGGCUGCGAGGAUGAAAAUCCGAGGAAAUGUGACGAGGAUGCGCCCGCGUUACCGCUUCCAUCGGAAGCCUUGCUGGUUCCAUUUGCCAACCGGACGCUUAAAGCCAAAGCAUGGGCUAAAAUCAAGCACAUGGAUCUCCCAAGGAAGUUGCCGUGCCCGGACAACUGUCCGGUGAGCUUGAACUGGCACGUUGACAGUGAUUACAAAACCGGGUGGUCGGCUCGGAUGACCAUCUUCAACUGGGACACGAGGAGUUUUGAGGACUGGUUCCUGGCCCUCCAGUUUAAGAAAGCAUUGGUUGGUUUUGAAAACGUCUACUCGUUCAACGGGACGAAACUGCCCAAGACCAUUUUCAUGCAGGGUUUGCCUGGUUUGAAUUACUUGGUGGGGUUGACCAAUGGAACCAAAGCAGGGGAACCGCCGGUGCCUGGAAAGCAACAGUCGGUGAUAUCUUUCUUGAAGAAAAACACACCGAGAAUACGUGUAGCAGAGGGGGAUGGGUUUCCGUCCAAGGUAGUAUUCAACGGUGGAGAAUGUGCAUUGCCUAAAAGGUUGCCGAAACGAUCCGCCGGAAGUAAUAACUCAUCUCCGAUGGGAUUGUUUUCGGCUGUUUUUGUUUCCUUCUCGACAUUCAUUGUCAUUAACCAU
This is a messenger RNA of Cynara cardunculus var. scolymus (artichoke), 2452 nucleotides long. RefSeq names its product COBRA-like protein 10. The transcript is spliced from 2 exons. The record is from RefSeq and is a predicted model, not a curated record. Gene Ontology annotation, biological process: cellulose microfibril organization. Lineage: Eukaryota; Viridiplantae; Streptophyta; Magnoliopsida; Asterales; Asteraceae. Gene Ontology annotation, cellular component: membrane. The annotation marks the transcript as partial.